AUAAUUUAUUAUUAUUAUUUAAAAUAAUAAUAAUAAUUAAUAAAUAAAUUGAAAAAAUGUCUUCCUCACGAUUAAACGCAGUAGCGAUACCGGAGAUACGUUUUAACGAAGUGAUUGAACAUUUACGAUUCAAUUUCUUCGCUGAUGAGCCUCUUAAUCGCGGAGUGGACCUCUGCCAAAAAGGAGACUCGCAUCUAGAGCUUGAAAAUCACUGUCUGGCUACUCUUAAGCAAGGAUACUCGCGGAUGCUGGUAACCGAAGAUGGAACGAUAGCCGGACUGGCGUUGAAUGGAGUGACGAAGAAAGGAGACCGCGAAGAAGCAGUUCGUCGCCUAGAGGAACUCGAUGAUGAAAAGUUCAAAAUUAUUUUUGGGCUGCUGUACAAAGUGAGCGAGAAAGUAGAUCUCUUUGAAAAGUACAACACGGAAGAGUUGUUUGAGUGCAGGAUCCUCAGCGUUGAUGAAGAGUUCCGUGGCCGUGGGCUAGCUAAUGUCCUGAUGGCUGAUACUGUUGAUGUGGCCAAACGCGCUGGCUUUAAGGUAAUAAAAGCAGACGCAACAGGAAUUUAUUCUCAAAAAGUAUUUGAAAAACAUGGCUUUAAAACAGAAGCUGAAAUAUUUUACACCGACAUAGAUGAAAAAUUGAGACCAGCUUUACCACAUCGCUCAUUAAAAUUAAUGGUCUUGGUACUUUAAGUAUUAAAAAUCAACAAGCUAAAAUCCUUUGAUCCUUGGUCCUGUAAAGGAAAUUAUAAUAAAGUUAAGAUUUAAAAUAAAUCAAAGGAAUGUCGUAGUUUAAAAAAAAAAAAAAAAAAAAGUAUAUUUACUGUUUCAUCGUUGAAAGUCUGACAAUAACAGCUCUCUAAAAUAAAAGUAAUUAAUUGACUAAUAAAUAAAUAAAUAUAUAUACGUACAAUAAUAAUUAUUAAAGUAAAAAAAUCAAAGAGCUGGAUAUUUAUAAAAAAAAUGUUUAAUAAUUUACUGCCCUAUUUAUAUAAGUAAGCACUAAAUUCCACGGCAAGAGAAAGCACAAAGUUAUUUGUUAAUUUAUCUUAUAAUUAAUUACUGAUAUGAUAAUUGAUAUUUUUUUGAGUCCUUUUCGUCGUUACGGCAGGUCCGAAACAAAAUUAUUAUGAAAAAGUAUUUACAAAAGUAUGAUUAAAAACAGCUACCGUCCAUUGGUGGCAACGAUACUCCAUUUUUCGUACAAAUCAUGAAUAACGGGUCCAUUUAUGUCCAGAGAAUGAAUAAAUGAAUUUUAAAAAAAUAUUAUUAACAAAGUUAUACGAAUGUUAUACAAUUAUAUGCAAUAUUUUUGUUGUAAUUCGACAAUAUUAUAUUAUAUUGUAUUGAUAUAUAUAAAAAACAAAGGUGUUAUUUUGUAAGAAAUACCUCCAGGAAAAUAAAUAGUCGACUUUAUUAAAUUA
Molecule: messenger RNA, 1426 nt
Organism: Cotesia glomerata
Lineage: Eukaryota; Metazoa; Arthropoda; Insecta; Hymenoptera; Braconidae
Exons: 3
Coding region: 57-695 (212 amino acids)
Molecular function (GO): N-acetyltransferase activity
Source: RefSeq, a predicted model, not a curated record